AUGAUGGAAGAGGCCCAGACCAAAGAAUUCGCGAGGGAGAUGUUCAUCCUCUCCCAGAUCAACCACAGGAAUGUCGUCAAGCUGCUCGGAUGCUGUCUCGAAGCAGAAGUGCCCAUGUUGGUCUACGAGUUCGUCUCAAAUGGCACCCUCGACCAAUACAUCCAUGGUGGCAAGGGCAUCAACUCCGACAGAGCUUUUGGCACCUGUCUUCGGGUAGCAGUAGAGUCAGCCGAGGCAUUGGCGUACAUGCACUCUUCGGCCUCGCCGCCAAUCAUUCAUGGAGACGUCAAGACAGCAAACAUUUUGUUGGAUGACAAGCUCACAGCAAAAGUUUCAGAUUUUGGAGCAUCAAAAUUGGCACCGACUGAUGAGGCCACGAUUGCAACGCUGGUGCAAGGAACUUGUGGUUACCUUGAUCCGGAAUACCUAAUAACAUGCUUGCUGACUGACAAGAGUGAUGUGUACAGCUUUGGCGUCGUCCUAUUGGAGCUUCUGACAAGGAAGAAGGCAUUGUACUUGGACGGGUCGGCAAAAGAUAGAAGCCUUGUUUUAUGCUUCAUGACGGCAGCGAAGGUAGGUCAGCACCAAGAGCUUCUGGACAGACAAGUGAGGGAUGAGAUGAGAAUCGAAGUGCUCGAAGAGAUCACGCACCUCGUGAUAAGAUGCUUGAACAUGAGUGGGGAGGAACGGCCGACGAUGAAGGAGGUUGCGGAGAGGCUGGAGAUGCUGAGGAGAAAACAAAUGCACAUAUGA
Triticum turgidum subsp. durum (durum wheat) is the source of this 753-nucleotide messenger RNA. The record is from the annotation of a GenBank genome assembly. Lineage: Eukaryota; Viridiplantae; Streptophyta; Magnoliopsida; Poales; Poaceae.